Messenger RNA from Daphnia pulex (common water flea), 614 nucleotides. RefSeq names its product early nodulin-75-like. Lineage: Eukaryota; Metazoa; Arthropoda; Branchiopoda; Diplostraca; Daphniidae. The transcript has 2 exons. The record is from RefSeq and is a predicted model, not a curated record. The coding region runs from base 92 to 481 and encodes 129 amino acids.
AUUUAACCCAGUAUAAAAACACGGAUGGAACGUGAAGAAGGCAUCAGUUACAUUCAGCUGCUGUAAAAAAUAACAUCACUACGCCACAAUCAUGAAGGUCUUAAUCGUCGCAGCUUUAAUUGUUGCUGUUGUUGCUGACCAAGCACCUUAUUAUCAGCCGAGUUAUUCUCCCUAUCCGGAAUACAAACCCGAGUACAAGCCGGAAUACAAGCCAGAGUAUAAGCCGGAAUACAAGCCCGAAUACAAGCCGGAAUAUCCGAAUCAAAAGCCGUACUACGCCGAACCUUCUUACAAGCCAACUUACCCAGAGUAUAAGCCAGCUUAUACCGAGCACAAACCGGCUUACCAUGAACCAACGUAUGCCCACCCAGCCCCAGCCUACAAACCCGCAUACAAGCCUUCGUAUCCGGAAUACAAACCGACUUACUCGUCUCCACCACAGUAUCCUUCCUACGCCCCAACAUAUCCAGUCAAAUAUUAACAAUAAAGCCUAAGUUACAUAGUUGAUCUUGUAAAAAUACUGGCGAAUCAAAUCUAUAUUUUGUGUUUUAGUCAAUGUUAAAAUGUUGAUAAACCAAUUCGCAUUACUGACAAUAAACUGAAGGUAUGAUAAA